This is a messenger RNA of Paramormyrops kingsleyae, 2623 nucleotides long. It is a transcript of the gene egln1a, whose product is annotated as egl-9 family hypoxia-inducible factor 1a. NCBI's taxonomy places the organism in Eukaryota, Metazoa, Chordata, Actinopteri, Osteoglossiformes, Mormyridae. Gene Ontology annotation, molecular function: ferrous iron binding; peptidyl-proline 4-dioxygenase activity; L-ascorbic acid binding. Gene Ontology annotation, cellular component: nucleus; cytoplasm. Gene Ontology annotation, biological process: peptidyl-proline hydroxylation to 4-hydroxy-L-proline; cellular response to hypoxia. The record is from RefSeq and is a predicted model, not a curated record.
AUCUAUUUUAAUUGCGUUCUUAUCUAUUGCUGUAGAUUUAAUAUAUGUAUAAUUACCCAUUAAAUAUUAUGUUUUAAAUAAUAUGAAUUAACCGGAUAAACAUCCAUACAUCCACAUGAAAUAGCUUGUUGAAUAGUUAGUAAUGUGUUUUUUUAUCAACAUUAACCCACGCCACACACUUGAGCAAAAACAAGUGAUUACUAAAAUCGUUCUCGACAACCAGGGGGCAAUGUUGGAACGUUUUUAACAUAGACUCAGUUCUUAGGUUUAUGGUGUACAUCAAAACUUUUUUUGUUAUGUUUUUCAGCGUACAACCGGCAUUCUUAAAGUAACCCUGAGUAUUAAUAUAUUUCCUUUAGUUCUGUUGGCGGAAAUCAAAACUAGGGCUGCAAGGACCCCGGACCGGCGCUGCCGCCUGUGCAUGAGCCGCUGCUUGGAGCGAGGAGGGCGCUUCCCGUGGCGGGCUGACGUCGGGGGCUGGGUCUGUGCCGCCGACGUGCAGAAUGAAGCCAGCGGCGCCACGCGACGCUCUGCAGUUCAGCGGCGGUCCGGAGUCCGGGCGCUCGCCUCUCGUGUCACCGUCAGCCGUCACUGGGACCAACAGUCAUGUGUGAUGCGACUUCGUGGUUCUGAAGCGGAGGAGAGCGGCUUUUCCCCAUUUGCCUGUCGCGCCGGGGCAGGCGACAGAACGUUUCCAGACUCGAGAGGAGCGAGACGCGUGGAGAUCUGGGAGUUUAAAAGGGGGCAGCGCCCAACUCCGCAGCCAUGCAAGGAGCGGCGGAGCAGGAGCGGGACCCGGACCGCCAGUACUGCGAGCUGUGCGGGAAGAUGGAGAACCUGCUUAAAUGCGGUCGCUGUCGCAGCUCCUUCUACUGCAGCAAGGAGCAUCAGGUGGAAGACUGGAAAAACCACCGGCUCAACUGUAAGGAGGCCGAGAUAACUCGGGUUUCGCCGAAGCCCAGAUCGCAGCAUGAGAGCGCGGACGAGAAAGCGGCACCGCAGACGUCGCAGAAGCCCUCAACACAGCUGGACAGCCCGGCUGCCCCUAGCGCUUUGAGCGGCGAGAAAACCGUCGAGUGUAUCACAUGUGCGGGAAGUGCAUGUGACAGGCAAAGCGGAGACAGGACCAAUAACAACAACGCCGAUAAACCUAACGGACGGAUGAAGUCCCAUCCGCGGAAACUGGCUACGGAGUAUAUAAUCCCAUGCAUGAACAAGCACGGCAUGUGCGUCGUGGACAGUUUUUUAGGGGAAGAGACCGGGAUGUCGAUUUUGCAGGACGUGAUAGCCCUUCACAAGACUGGCAAAUUCACCGACGGGCAGCUGGUCAGCCAGAGAAGUGACUCUUCCAAAGACAUACGCGGGGACAAAAUAACGUGGAUUGAAGGAAAGGAGCCCGGCUGCGAGCGCAUAAGUUUCCUGAUGAGUCGCAUGGACGAUUUGGUCAGACACUGUAACGGCAAACUGGGAAACUACAAAAUAAACGGUAGGACAAAAGCGAUGGUGGCGUGUUACCCUGGCAACGGACUGGGGUAUGUGCGUCAUGUGGAUAACCCUAACGGCGAUGGGAGAUGCGUGACCUGUAUAUAUUACCUGAAUAAAAACUGGGAUGCCAAGGAGCAUGGCGGCCUCCUGCGCAUUUUCCCGGAGGGCAAAGCGCAGUUCGCCGACAUCGAGCCCAAGUUUGACCGGCUGCUGUUUUUCUGGUCAGACCGGCGAAACCCCCACGAAGUGCAGCCUGCGUACGCAACCAGGUACGCCAUAACGGUGUGGUAUUUUGACGCCGACGAACGGGCGCGAGCGAAGGAGAAGUACCUGACAGGUGCAGGAGAAAAGGGCGUGAAAGUGGAGCUGAAACCCUCAGAGCCCAGCGACUAGAGAGCCCCAGCGACUAGGGAGCCCAAGCGUCGGCGCCAAGGGAAACGGGAAGAAGGAUCCAGAAAGGGGGCCGGAUUUUAAAAUGGAGGGCAUCUCGCCUCAGCUUUUCCUCCCCUCUUUCCUGCAGAGCGCGGCCGGAUCAGCUGACAUGGAACGUGGCACCGUCAAGCUGCGAAGACUCCCGUAUUCCACUUGCGUUCUUUCAGCUUUCAUGUGAAGAAUUCAGUUAUUUAAAAAAAGCAUAAUAGUCACUUGGUGCAAGAAAGCGAAAUGUUAAAUUUGUUGCCAGCGAAAAGAGCGUGAUUAGUGCCACCAGAUAGCUUUCGGCUGUGUCUUUGGUUUCCCGUUAAACUUUUAACGGAAGGUACACUAAGAUGUGUGAACAUGAUGCUGACUCUUGCGCACUGCUAAGAAGUGUUAAGAAAUGGCCCAAACAUACAUUGAUUAUAAUUAUUUUCCAUCUCUUCUGUCACUUCAAUUCAGUGUUUUUUUUUUCCUCUGUGAGGGUAAUGUAGCUCUGCUUUGCAUUGGCCUGUUUUUCAAUUACUGACUUGAAACUGUUGCUAAGCAACGCAGCACGCUGCUGUAACCAUGGCGACCUGAAGCUGCCUCCCUAAUACUACAAUGUUUGUUGUUGCAGAACUACAUACUCACCAUUGUCUUAAGCCGAAUCGGACAUCUUUUAACCUGUCUUAGCAGUUCUGUAUUCGAAAUAAAAAGGCAAGUUUGCCAAACAGAUCUUGAA